Lytechinus pictus (painted urchin) is the source of this 10107-nucleotide messenger RNA. RefSeq names its product nuclear receptor corepressor 1-like. Gene Ontology annotation, cellular component: chromatin. The record is from RefSeq and is a predicted model, not a curated record. Gene Ontology annotation, biological process: negative regulation of transcription by RNA polymerase II. NCBI's taxonomy places the organism in Eukaryota, Metazoa, Echinodermata, Echinoidea, Temnopleuroida, Toxopneustidae. The coding region runs from base 8 to 7798 and encodes 2596 amino acids. Gene Ontology annotation, molecular function: transcription corepressor activity. The transcript is spliced from 24 exons.
GUCCCCAAUGGAGUUUCGCGAUCCUCGAGCUGACUUGCACUAUCCAGCCACCCAGGCUAGUAUACGAAGGAGACCAUCCCUUCUCUCAGAGUUCCAUGGACAGAUGGACAGAGAUAGGGGACUCGUCUACCAUCGGCAGUUUGAACCAGUCCGGGCAUCUGGUAGCCAGCAGGCAUCGGCAUCUGAGGCAGUGGCACCAAAACGCCCUCGUUUAACCAUAGGAGAUAUGGACCACAAGCCUGUACGUCCUGUGCCAUUGGGUAACAGUCCCCAGGUCAUACCAGUACAACAACAGGAAAACAAGAAGGAGGCCCCUUUCAUGCCCAAGGUGGAGAAUAUAUCUCCAACACCAUGUGACCAGGAGCCAUCCAAUAAGGUCACCAAGGAUAGCCUGUUGCAGUCAAUGGAGAAGGUUGAUAGGGAGAUUACCAAGGUGGAGUCACAGAUAUCAAAGCUCAAGAAGAAACAGGUGUGCAUUCUGCAAGAGCUAGAGCAAAGAGCUGCCCGUCCGCGAGACACCGAUAAACCUCUAUCACCAGCAUCUGGUAGUGAGCCCAAGCAGCAGAAUAUAGUACAGAUUAUCUAUGCAGAAAAUAAGAGAAAGGCUGAAGCAGCACAUAAAGUCCUUAACAAUCUUGGACCCAUGAAUGAACUGCCCAUGUAUAACCAGCCCUCGGAUAGUCCCCAGUACCAGGAGAACAUCAAAACGAAUAUGGAGAUGAAGCGAAGGCUGAUUCUUUACUUCAGGAAACAGAACCAGGCGAGGAAAACAAGGGAAGGAUUUAUGUGCCAACGUUACGGUCAGCUCAUGGAAGCAUGGGAGAAGAAGAUGGAAAGGCUAGAAAAUAAUCCCAAGAGGAGAGCAAAGGAUGCCAAAGCAAGGGAGUUUUUUGAGAAGCAGUUCCCUGAGAUUAGGAAACAGAGAGAACAGCAGGAAAGAUUCUCAAGGGCUGGUACGAGGAGUAAUUGGGGAAACAUUGCUCGGAGUGAUGCAGAGCUUGCAGAGAUUGUUGAUGGUCUGAACGAGCAGGAAGCGAAUGAGAAGCACAUACGAAGUCUAGCUGUCAUCCCUCCCAUGCUCUAUAACAUGGAGCAAAGGAGAGUCAAAUUCGUCAAUAGGAACGGCCUGGUAGAAGAUGCAAUGAACGAGCACAAGACCAGGAUACACAUGAACCUGUGGACGGAUGAGGAGAAAGAAAUCUUCCGGGAGAAGUACCUCCAACACCCCAAGAAUUUCCUGCUCAUUGCAUCUUACCUAGAGCGCAAGGAUAUCUCUGACUGUGUGCUCUACUACUACCAGACCAAGAAGAAUGAGAACUACAAGCAGCAGCUGAGGAAGUCUCAGGCCAAGAGGAGAAGGGGGUUCCCUCAGAAGAAUUCUGGGAAUGUGAGGGGGAACCAGGAUGAUGAUGACAAGGAUAACGACAAGGAUGAGGACUCCAGUAACAACCGUUCUGGAGAUAAAGGAGGAGGAGAAGACAAAGAUGGUGGAAGCUCUCAGAACGGGAGUGCUGCGGCUGGCUCAGAAUCAUCACCUAACAACUGUUCACUGUGCAAGAACCCUUUAGAUACAUAUAGUCUGAGUCGUCCGGUCAACAGGACUAAUUGUGAUCUGUUUGGGAUGAAUGAGGGCGACCUCAAGCCUGAUAUGAGGGUCUGCAGCCGCUGUAGAUUUCGUUCCAUAAGAAGAAGUCGUUGUCCAGUGCUAACAUGUAAAACUCCCCGUAAACGGGUGCGGAGGUUAAAACCCCUACCUACAAAGUGGUUUGAGAUCACUGAGGACCAACGGAGGCUGUUGUCUGAGGAGCUAGGUAUCGCUGUUGAGGUCACUAAAUGCUGUGCUGCUUGCUUCAACAGGAUAGCAAGGAGGUUAGGGUCAGAGGGUAUGGAGCCUGAUGUUCCCCUCUUACCCCCACCCCCUCCUGAAGAGCUCGAUCCAACUCUUGGUCCAGAAUCAUCUCGAUGGACGGAUGAAGAAAUGAGCAUUGCUAAAGCAGGAUUGAGGCAACAUGGACGUGACUGGCCUGCCAUAGCUAAGAUGGUAGGUUCCAAGUCAGAAGGUCAAUGUAAGAACUUCUAUUUCAACUAUAAGAGACGCUUCCACCUUGAACACAUCCUAGAGGAACAUCAUCGGCAUGACACGAAAGAGGGCGAACGUGAACAUCGUGUAUCAACUACCGACAGUAUGGCCUCGACUGUCACAGCAGGAUCGGAGGAUGAAUUUCCAAAUUUCAGUGAUGAAGAGAAUGAUGCGGACAAUGAUGAGAGCUCAGACACUGCUAGUGCUAGUGAAAACGAUGAGAGUAACUCCAGAAAAGUCAAAGUUAAAGUUGAAAAAAUGGAAGUGGAUGAAAAUCAAACACUAACAAGUACAAUUUCUGAUACAUUGACUUCAGCUUCAAAGCUGGUUACGGCGAUGAGUUCAGCAGGGACGACGGUUUUAUCCUCGUCGCAUUCAACUUCAACUAGUGUGUCUAUGUCUCAGGGUGGAAUCAAUGACAAGAACCAAUUGCUUACAGACAAAAUAAAGAAUGAAAAACCAGAUAUUAAAAUAGAACCCGACUCAGCAAAUGCUGUGAAGGUUGAAGAAGUCACAGAAUCAGCUAUUGAUUCAGCCCCGACAUCAUUGGCAGGGGCAACCUCAGGACCUUUGCCGGCAUCAACAUCCACCCUAUUGUCUUCAUCAUCACAAGUGUCAGUGCUACCGUCUCAGGGAUUAAAGCAGGAGCCAGAGACCCAUGUGAUCGAAGACGACGAUUCCAGCGCUACGUGUAGUGCUGACGAGGGCACUGCCCAGGACGACCUGUUUCAUCCAGGCUUUGGAUCAAGGGCACUGCCUGGUAGUAAAGGCUUGAUAAGCAUGCCCCCAAAGCUUGGAUCUGGUGACAAGGUUACAUCCAGUGAUGACAAGAAGUUCUUCAGCGCCGAAGGCAUCAGGAUCAACAACAGGCAGGUGGAUUCCUCAUCGUCUUCUAAAGGCAAUGGCAGCAGUGGGAUAGACAAGGUGAAAGUGGAGGAGGAUGAAGGACAUGGAAGCAGGACUAUCAGGAGAGUUAUAGCAGAAUGUCUAGGUGGAGAUAGCAGAGGUGUCAACAAUAUCAGGGACCUCAUUGAUUCAGCCAUUGACAAGCAUUUAGGUAAUGAUCCAAGUCCUGGGGGGCAAGCUAUACCUAACCAAGGGGGGUCAGGAGAUGCGAAACUUCCCGUUAUUGAGGUCAAGUAUGAGCCACCUUCACGGAAGACUCCUCAUGCUGAUUCAAGUGAGAGCAGCUCGAGACAGCAAGGGCAGCAGCAACCAGGCACUACUUCUCCUUACCUAUCCCCUCACAUAUCCCACACAUCUCAACAUCAGUCACAGGAAAGGGAACCUGGAGAAAUAGGGAGCACUCAUUCAGAGAUGAUGGCUCGUUUUGGGAAUGCCGGUCCCCCUCCUCCCCAUAACCUGCAUUCUGCUUACCGCACAGGGGAGGCCUAUGCUAAGGAGUUCCACAGGCAGGCAGAGAGGGAUAGGCAUCACCUCCAGUCACCAGGAUCAUCAAUGGGUGCAUCUCCCCGUCAGCCAUACCCUCCCCGUUCCAAUUCUCCCUAUGCCCUCGUCCCGGCAAGUGACAAACAUUCCCAACCUCACCCCAGCACCUCGCAGUCCAGCAGGAACCCCAUGCAGCAUCGACCAGGUAAACAGGGGAUUCCCCCUCCUGGUCCACCACCACCACUUAUCAAUAACCCAGCGGGGAAACCCCUCAAAGCAGAGAAGGCAUCGGUUCUCAGUCAGGUCCAUGGUGCAGGCGCAGGAUCCAUCACUCAGGGCACUCCAGUCAACUUUGCUGUUUCUUCUUCACCAUCAAAGUAUGAACAGAAGCCACCUGUUUCAAGCUAUGCAGGGAUGAUGAAGGGUUACCCCUCCCAGGCCACCUCCCCUAGACACCAGGAAACGUCUGGGAGUGGGACUGGUUCCAUCACCCAGGGAACACCUGUCAUGAGGAGAGCAGCAGGAGAUCAUCACCCCAAUAAUCCAGCUGGAUCUAUCUCCAGAGGGACACCCAUUGGGACCAGCCAACAUGAAAGGGAUGGUUCCAUUAUCAAAGGUACUCCUGUGUCCCAGGAGAAUGCCAGAGGCAAACGGGAAUCCUAUGAACAAGAGAUCUUAAGGUAUCACCAUCAACAGCAGCAACAGCAGCAGCAACAACAUAGACACCAGGAGGCUGUGGCUAGGGCCUAUGAAGCAAGGGGUGCAGCUGCAGCACACCUCUAUGACCAGCAGGCUGCAAGAGAGUGGCUCAAACUUAUUUCCCUUUCAGGUAUACACUACGAUCGUAUGGCCACUCCCAUCGACCCCAAUCUCCUGAUGGCACGUAACAUUGCCCACUAUGGUGAGAACACCGCCAGUAUGAUCCGGGGCCAGUAUGAGUCAGGUGCAUACAGCAGCUCAAAGGAGACCAUUGCGGGGGAUUUUGCCACAGCGAAGCAGAUGGGGUCUCGGCCACCAUUUCCACCGACACCAAAUAGCAAGGAUACCAGGAUGUCGCCGCACCAGGAGGGAGCACCGGUCGGGAAACGGUUCUCACCGGCAUUGAGUCACCAUCCGGCCGCGGGUCACCUUGAGCUGUUGCCGCCUGCUCUGGCAGCUUCCAUGAUGCAGUAUGGACAGAGUUUCUCAUCACAGGGAGGCUUCAUGUAUUUGACCCCUCAGGGCACUCCUAUAUGCUUACCUCCAGGCACUCCUCUCCCAGCCAAUGCCUUCUUACCACCAGGGGUGUAUCCACCCACCUCUAGCAGUCACAACCCAGCUACCACACAGCACCAUUCUCCAAAGAGCCCACACCCUUCACCUCUCACACCAGACUCAGAGUCUCGCCACAGGCAUAACAAGUCAGCCUCACCCUUGGUCCAGCCGGAACGGGCCUCCCCAAGCGAGUACCCCCAAGGCCACGGCGCCAACCCCCAUCAUCCGCAGCACCCGCAACAUCCACAACGGGAUCCAACCCGUCCCUGGCCUUCCAUCAGGGGCGAACAAGGGGGCAGCCAAAAAUACCGACCCUCGUCUGGGAGGGGGAGCAGUCCUGGAGCCAGUGGGGCGCAUCCACCAAUCCAGGGGGCAUCACUACCUGUAGGGGGUAGCAUUAUGAGAGGUACUCCUGUCCGUCCAGCCCCUAGCAUCAUGUCAGGAAUUCCUAAUCCCGAGCUGAGAGAUCAGAGAACUGAAAGGCACAGACCAGAGACAUCACAAGCAGCUAGUAGCAGAUUGCAAUCAUCCAGUAACAGAGGAGAGCCAUAUAUCAUUGAUGAACAGGAUGUUCCUGUCUCUGUACACAAAGAUGUCAGGAAAGUGCCCAGUUCAGAGUCCAGACUGAGUUCUGAAUCCAGGCACAGCACAGAGUCCAAGCAUCAGGAAAAGGCAUCAUCAUUGAACCCUGACAGCAGGAGACCUUCUUAUAACAACCCUAGUCCUGGACCUGGUGGUGGAGGUGGAGGACCUAGACCAGGUCAGAGCCAAAGUCCUGCAGCCAGUGGAGCAGGAGGUAGGCAGCAUCUCCAAGGACCGUCUCCCGAUGAUGGAAAGUCCACUCCCAGAUCUUCAGCAAACCGUGAAGCUCUACCAAAAGAUCCUACACUUGAUCCACGCUACCAAGAGUUGGACAAAAAGCAACAGGAGCAAUUGAAAGAGCUGCCUGAUUCUGGAGAUGCCUCCAAGCUUUUUGCCUAUCUGUUCAAGCCUCAGCCAAAACCGAAGAAGGAAGGGGAGGACCCAGGACAGGGAAGCACAUUCACAGCGGCCAACUUGAUUGAUGCCAUCAUAACAAGAUCUAUCAAUCAACCAACUGGCGAGGAAGGGGAGGGUGUCAACGAAGCAUCUCCUCGUGGGGGGAGUGGCUCAGAUAAGUCAGCUAGUAAUCAGGGCUCAGAGAGCAUGAGCAUUAGAGGUGAAGGCUCGCCUGUGCCAUCAUCUUCAACAAAUGAUGAACAGAAGAAGGUUCCUGAACCUCCAACUCUUAUAGCUGACUCCCCUGUUAGGACAGUACAAAAUGCAGAAUCAUCACAACCUGCUGACCUAUCACCAUCCAACAGGGGUAACGGUAUGGUUGAUAAUGGUGGGAAAAGGACUAUGACUCUUGCUGAACACAUCCAUUCCAUUGUAUCCCUCGGCUACAGCCCUGGACAAGGACAGAAGCGGGGUGGUCCAAUCCCAACUCAAAGUAGACCAGAUGGUGUCAUAGUUGACACCACUGAAUCACCUGAUGGUGGUACAGCUAAUUGUUUGAACCCUAGAGGACGUACUAGCACGGAGGACAGUGAGGUGGGAUCGACUAACGAUGCUCGAAGCAAGAGCCCAGCCUCUUCCGUUCGCCCUUCUAAUGAUGUCAGAGCAUUAAGUGGAGAAUGGAGAGGUGGUGGAGAUGGGUCUUCAGUCGCUCAAGCCAUAGAGGCAAGUGUUAGAGGAUUGCCUUUUGAUCAGAGAGCAAACCAAAGUUCACCGCGGGCUCGUAUGAACUCAGAACCUGUUCAACAGUCGGGCGUCUCUGAAGCUAGAUCCGAUAGCUAUAGGAGUAGUAAUCAAAAUUCCAAUAGACUUUCACCAGUAGCCUCAUCAUGGUCAAAGUACAGGCAUGAAGUGAAUGGUCCAGAUAGUAGUGUGGCUGCUCUUGCUGUUUCGCAAAUGAGAGAACGUGUCCACAGCUCACAAAUUCCGACAUCAUCACCGCAGAGCUCAGAUUCUAGUAAUGCUAGAGCUCACCCACAUGGACAAAGAAGGCAAUCUCCUGAAACAAGCAGUGACCCUCGACCAAGCUCUGGUGUAGUACCAGAUGUAUUGCCAGACACUUCUAUAGAUAGGAAGGCCAUGUAUGCCUCAACACAACCAGACUCUAGGAGUAUGCCUGGCUCCAGCAGUCAGGAAAAGAUAGGUACUUCAGCCUCUAGGGAAGCACAGCAUAGCAUGCACAAUAGUCUAGGAUCCUUGAGUAGCAGUUCAUCAUUAGAACAACCAUCACAGAGUGUAGAUAGCAUUGCCCAUUCCAGGUUCCCACCUCAUAAAGAGGUCAGGAAUCGAUCUCCUGGUGCAAGUACUGGAUCCAGGCACCCUGGUACUUACACCAUCAAUCUCCAAACCAGUAUCAACAAUCUUAUAGACUCACAGGUGAGGAUGGAUGACUACCUUACUCACUUGGUGGACAGGGAAAUGAAUUCACGCUCCUCACCCCCAAGGAAUCCUAGCCGCGAGAGCACCAACACAGCCGAGUCGGUUCUUCAUGUUGAUGAUUCCCGUGGUCCUUAUGAGGUGGAGAGUAGCCAUGAGGCAGAGGCGCGACUGCUUCCAGGGACCAUUAGGGCAAACCAAAGAGAAAAAAGUCCUGCCAAGGCAUUGGCAGAUUCUGAACUGAGUUCGACUAACCCUGGUUUGCCUCAAAGCAGUAGCCGUGGCGGCAAUGAGAAAAGCCUCUCAAAUGCAUCCAACCCGCAGACAAACUCUCAACAACCCGUCCAGUCCAUCAUGGCCUCCUCCUCAUCCUCAACUGCAUCUUCUGCAUCCUCUGCUCAACCACAGCAGAACUAUCACUCUGGUGCCCCUCCAGCUGGUAGCAACCCUUACGCCUACUCUGCCCUUACCCUUAUGUCUGGGAUGAACCCCCACCCACAUAGACUGACCAGUCCACAGCUGAGGGUGCCAUCACCGCACCCCAGCAGUCAUAGAGUGUCCCCUGUUCCAGCCCCUUCCAUGCCAGUUUCGUCCAUGUCUCGAGAAAGGGAACCAAAGCCUAUCCUUUCAGAACAGUAUGAAACCCUCUCAGACAGUGAUUGAUAAUAACAUAUAAACUCCCAGUGGAAUAUGAUUGGUAAUUAGUGUGACAAUGAAAUAUUAGAAUUGUACCAGAGUUGAUAUAUGUCUGCUGCAAGAGGGAAUUGUAGACUUUGACAGAUUCAGUUGAUAUUGAAAUUUAGUGAAAGCAGCAAAAAAUAAAUCCCUCAAAUAACAUAAAUGCAUCUGUGUUCAAGAACUAUAUCCUUUUAAUAUCAUCUAAAAUUUAGAUGGUUUUGAGCCCCUAGAAUUUUUCAGUCUGAAUGAUAAAGGAUUAUGCCAAAGAUGAAAAAAUUGAUAUCUUGAUAUGAAAUAUUAAUCAUUCAUUCAUUGGAUUUAUUUGGUUUUGAUAGUAGCUGAUGUUUUGUUACAUUUAUUGGUUGUCAAAUCUAGUACAGGCUCUUAUGUGUAAUUUCUGUCAGCACCGCAUACGUAUCCAGUUUAAAUAUCUUUCAAUUUCUAUGGUAGUAAUUAGGGCAAUUCCAGAUUAUGGGUGUGACAUUCAGAAAGAAACUUUUUUUUUCAAUACUUCCAGUAUUCAAACAGUUGUUGCUGAGUUUAUCAGACAUAUUCAAUCUUUAGUUGCAUACAUAAAUUUAAUAAAAUAUUGAAGAAUUGUAUAGAAAAUUCCUGUGUCAUGUAUUGAACAUAAAAAGGAAGAAUACUCUACCCUUUUAUUCAACAAUUUGUUUUAUUUUUUUGUGAUAUGCAAUUGGAUGUCAAUAAAUUCUAAAUAAGGAAACAUGUAUAUGACAGGACCUGAAAGACUGAAAAACAGUAACUGAGAUGACGAUUGAGGCUAUUAUUUUACAAUGACAAAAUAAUUACAUUCUUAGUGGAUUCUUCAGUUGGUGUUAGAGAUUUUGUUACUGGAGCCACGUUAUAGCUACGAGUCCAUGUUGCAGAGCUGUCUUUGAGAAAAAAAAUGACUCCAUUCUGAGGAGCAUCCCAGAGUGAAUAACAGCUUAAGGUCCUAUCAUAUACAUGUAUGAUUGAAAUUUGAAGAAAUUCACAGUAUUUAUAUUCUAACUAGUAACAGCUGCACAUAAACACUGUUAGCGCUAAAAGAGCACUAACAGUAAGCCCAGUCACAUCUUUGUGAUGUCAAAUGUUGACAAAUAAUGCAUUGUUGGGACAUCAGCCAACGCUGCAACAUUACUGGUUGCAACAGGGCCUCUCUCUGUUAGCGCAAUGUUUCUGUGCAGGUGAUACUGAAUAUUACAUCAUUAACUACCUUCCUCCAUUAAUAAGCAUGUACAAUGAAUCUCAACAUUAGUAUAGCAUGUAAGGCAGGCUGAUUAGAAAAGUAUUAUACUAAGAAUGUUCUCACUUGUGAGAUGAGAUAAUAAAACCUUUCUUCUUCACUGGCAGUAUCUAAUAGUAUCAAUCAUAUCAGUUUGUAUAGUUCUAGAAUAUCCUAUGGUAGUGUUUUUUUUUUUUUCACUGUGAGAAAAAAAUUGAUAUGAAUAUACAUGUAGUCACUUUGUAGAUGUUUUGUUGUUUUAGUUCCAUAUUUUUUUCGAUGGCAAUUUGUGGUUGUUCAUAACUAAAGUAAAUGAAAUCACAAGUGACCAACUUUGAUGUCAUGAAAAAAUAGUAUUUUUAUUCUUUAAUUUGUUUUCAUUUUUUGUUGUUGAAAACUUGAUUAUUUUAUUGUUAGCGUUUGUUUCCUGUGCACAGUGUUGAAACAGAUAUUAUUAUUUUGAUAAACCAGUAAGUUGCUUUCAGUUUUGAUUUGAUGGUUUUCCACGACUCAGAAUUCAAUCAGGUAUAUUUGUAGGGAACUGACGAGAAUAGGUUAAAAAUGUGUAGCAAAUAAUUCAAUAUUAUUUCUAGCCAUUAUGAGGUGAUUCCAAAUUACCUCAAAAUCAGGUCGUUUGCAGUUUAUAAUUAUUGUGAGGGUGAAAUUUAACUGGCAACUCGGCCUAGAUGACAUUUUAACAAGUUUCUCUAUUUCUUUGUAAGACAAAAUGCUGCGAGGAGUUGUUCUUUGCAGAUACCAUAGUGUGUACAUGGGCAAGUUCUUCAGGAGAGAAUGAAUUAACCCAUAUUUGAUGUGUGUUCCUCCAAAUGCAAAGAGGAGUACAAGUUUUGUGUCUUGUUUCUUUUUUUUGACGAUAGUGAAACGUUGACGCUAUCGGUAUAUCAAUCUGAGUAGCAUUUGUUAUAUGAACACAUGUAUUAUGUGUUACGUGUUUAAAUGAAAAAGAAAAUUAACAAAAAAAAAUCAAAGACAAUUAUGAAAUGUGUACAGUUUUCUUUUUGGUGAAAAUUUGAGUAAAGAAGAUUGAUGAUGGACUUGUGGAAAUGCA